Anguilla anguilla (European eel) is the source of this 1837-nucleotide messenger RNA. RefSeq lists its product as uncharacterized. The record is from RefSeq and is a predicted model, not a curated record. The transcript is spliced from 6 exons. Lineage: Eukaryota; Metazoa; Chordata; Actinopteri; Anguilliformes; Anguillidae. The coding region runs from base 187 to 1179 and encodes 330 amino acids.
UUAAUAAUGGUUAUUGGCAUUUUCAUGUUCCGUGACUUUUCUUGCAUCGAAAUGGUACAGUAUAAGUUUUACUUGAAGUGCUGCAUGGUUUUUCUGUUUAAAAAUACUGCCAACUUCCUCAUUCACAUCACAUUUAAAAGAGUCAAACAUCACAUCCUGUUGUCAUUCUGACUUCAGUCCUCAAACAUGCCGUCACGUCUCCCCUUUCUUCUCCUGCUCGUCGUCAUUCUGCUGGAAAGUCUCUGUGGACAUGCUGAAGCUCAAGGAAAGCUACAGAAACCAAACAUUUCUGUGGAUGGAUUUGUGCAGAACAGUGGGGAAGUUAAUGUAGUCUGUAAGAUAAGGCUGAAAAACCCCACACCUGUCACUAAUAUCAGUUGUAACCUGUACAUUGGAGACUCGUCGGAGCCAUUCAGAAGAACAUGGACCACAAAUGAAGUCUGUACCUUUGCUAUGAAUGUCAAAGACCAGCUGAAGAGCCAAGAAGUGAGCUGUGAUUACAGUGUGAAUAUAGACCCUCAUUCUCUUUCUCCACGCAGUAAGAAAGUGAACAUAGUGGGUAAACUGCCAAAGGCAGAGUUACAUUUGAGUCUUGCAGUAAUUUCCAUAGAGGAAUCAGUGAAUCUGAGGUGCAGGAGACCGGACUCUGCCCCUGCGUCCCACUGCACUUUCACCACUAAUCAGAGAGGACCGAUCAGUGGCUCAGACUGUGAGCGCUCAGUCACUGGAGCUGAGCUGCUCAGUGGGAGUCACAGCGCACGCAAUGAGAUCACCAUGAGAUGUUCCUACAAACUGGAGGAAGGAGUGAAACCACUUGUAGAUAGUGACCCCUCUAAAGUAACGGUGCUGGAUCUGAGGAAGCCCAAUAUCUCAGUCUCCACAGAACACACUGAGACAUACAUUCGCUGUGAAGCACCACCUGACAUCACUGGAGCAAAAUUCUUCCUGUACUACAACAGUAGCAGAACACAUACUAAGGAAACCCAGGCUGGAACAGAAGAGCGAGCAGUCAGUUUCACUGUCCCCCGCAGCUCUGACUCCACGACAUACUGCUGCCGUUAUCAGUUUGAGGGCUUCAACUCUAAACUGAGUGACUGUGCUGAAGCCAAGAACAAGGACCAGAGUAAAAGAGUGAGAUUCCCCACCUGCGGUUCUUUCCCUCCCUCAUCUGGCCCUUGAGUAUGUUCUUCCAAAUGGUUCUUCCCCCCACGUUUAUCCUCUUAUAAACUUAUUCAGGUGUGCCCCGUUUCCAUAUUACCUGACUCCUCCCACCCUAUUAACCCUGCAGCAUGGUUCCUAGCUUGUGGAGUCCUGACAUUAUCAUUGGCUGCCAGUGUACAGAGAGCUGGAGCCAAUAUCAAUGCAUGACAAUGAGGUUCCAUUUUGAAAAACUGGCAAAAGAUUAAAAAGUAGAGUUGCAUGAUAUGUUGUGCGAGUUAGAAAUAAAAGCUAAUCUCUCGAGUUUUUUCUGAACAAUUUGUGAAUUCACAGCAAUAACUGUCAAUUGUGUCAUUAAUUAUUUAUUAAUAUGUUUUACUUGUUGAACUGUGUUAGACCAGGUAUUGGCUGUGAGGGGUUCUUUUUUCUCAAUGAAGCGCUGUGGUUAAUAGCUUAAAAAUAAAAUAAAAUGUCACAGUAUGUAUUAGGAUAUGUGGAGAUCAAGAAUAACUCCCUCAUAAUGUGAAAGCUGGUGCUCUUUUCACUCAGUGUCUCACUCUCCUCAAAUCCCCUUUACAAAUUUCAGCCUGGUUGAACACACCAGCGGGUGUUGGAGUAAUUCUCACAGUGAUUGUGAUCCUCCUGGGAAUGACAGGAGCCGGUCUGUACUGGAUACACA